Petromyzon marinus (sea lamprey) is the source of this 2089-nucleotide messenger RNA. RefSeq names its product alpha-N-acetylgalactosaminide alpha-2,6-sialyltransferase 2-like. The record is from RefSeq and is a predicted model, not a curated record. NCBI's taxonomy places the organism in Eukaryota, Metazoa, Chordata, Hyperoartia, Petromyzontiformes, Petromyzontidae. Gene Ontology annotation, molecular function: sialyltransferase activity.
UAUGACAGCAUAAAGUAAUUACUUUUGUACAGCACCUGUCAAAAGUCACAGAUAAAGGCUGCUCAAAUGAGCAUUGAGAUGGUGCCCAUCUCCUGUUUAUAGCUCUGAAGCAAUGCUGUAAAUUCUACAUUCUUCUGGCCGGGGCAAGUCUAUCCAUGGGACAUACACCUGUUGACUUCCCAACAAAGUGGUACUCACGGUAUUGACCUCUGUACGGAUGACGGGCUGAGUCAACCCCCCAAACCGGGAUUUGAACUCGUAUAACUUUCUGAUUGCGAGCCCGCCCGCUCUACCGCUGAGCCAGCUGGCUGUCACAUCUUCACGGACGUGACAACAACAGCAGCAGCAGCACCACCAAGUAUCCACCUAUGCAGAGUUCGUCUAAAGCGGGACGUGUCCCUUAGAGCGGACCCGGGAGCGGCGAAGUUCACGCCGCCUGUGAUGUCUGCGCCGACGUCGACGCUCUCGUGUUCCCUGUGAAGGACGCGCCACCCACCACGGCUCAGGCGCGACCCGCAGCCGCGAUGAGGAACGCGUGGCUGCGCGCCUUCGUGCUGGCGUGCGUGCUCGUGCUGCUGCUGCUGCUGUUCUACGUCGCGCAGGACCAGAGCUGGGCAGAGUCCUGCGGACGAGGGCACAGCGAGUGGAUGGCACGUUCGCGCUGUUACCUGGCGCCCCUCGUGACCUGGGGUCGGAUUCUCCCGCCAAAGCCAACGGGCACGGACGCGGCGGCCGCCCCAACCGCGGAGCCCGCGGCGGCACCGGCGACCCCGACGGCGUGGGACCCGGACCGCGGCGAGAGCGUCGACGCGACGGUCAAGGAGUGGCUCGGCGCGAAGGGGAAGAGCGGCGACGACGACGACGAUUACCGUCCGGAGGCGAACAAAUUCGCGGGGAACUGCGGACGGAGCCUGCGCGGGGUGACUGCUGCGGACCAGACCCUCAAGUCCGUAUUCCGCUUCGACCUUCCUGUGCUUCUGUGGAGCGACCACAUCACCGCGAGCGAAUUCGAGCGCCUGAGCUAUUACCGCACUCCCUACGGCUGGAAAGGGAUGAACUGGACUGACUUGGAGGAGGCGAAGGAGGCCCUGGGGCGGCCCGAGCACCGUGAGAUGUUCGAAGUGGCGACGCGCGAGCGCGGGCCGACGGCGGCGUGCGUGCGCUGCGCCGUCGUGGGGAACGGAGGCAUCCUUGCCGGCUCGGGCAAGGGCGAGGAGAUCGACGCUCAUGACUACGUGUUCAGGGUGAACGGCGCCAUAACAGCCCAUUUUGAAAAGGACGUUGGAACAAGAACCUCGUUCUACUUUUUUUCGACAAACACCUUGGCAAACUCGAUGGCCGCAUACAAGCAUUUCGGGUUCCAACACCCGCCGUGGUCAGAGGAAACCAGGUACGUGUUUGUGCCAUGCGGGCAUCAGGAUUAUUACAUGGUGACGGCCGCUGUGAAGGGUGUGACCGUGUCCAAGGGCCCUAAUAAAUACCAAAGUCCUCACACGUAUUUUGGGAAAAAAGAUGUAAAGAAAAAAGUGAAAAUGCUCCAUCCUGAUUUUCUGCGAUACCUGAAAAACAACUUCCUCCCAUCCACACUUUUACAAACUCGAUUCAAGGAUAUUUACAGACCAAGUACUGGUGCCAUUGCUCUGCUCACUGCCCUGCACACCUGCGAUCAGGUUUCUGCAUACGGAUUCAUCACCAGCAACUACAACAGUUUUCCAGACCACUACUUCGAUCCAGUCCAGCAGCUUGUCUUCUAUGCCAACCAUGACAUGAACUUCGAGAGGAUGUUGUGGAAGAUGCUUCGAAAGCUCAGGGUCAUGACCCUGUAUCAGCGUCGGAACGCCAAGGACUGAGAUGGCCUCUGCAGUAGUCAGGAAGAGCGUCGUCCUAGCUGGUAGAAUUUUAGAAAAACAUGAAAGAGUUCUUGAAAUAGGUUAAAGCAGAAUCAGUGCAGGUUACUGAAGGUCGUGAGACUCUUUAUAUAAACUAUAAACUAUUUUUAUUUUAUUUUACCAGGUAAGGCCUACUGAGCUAUGAAGCUCUUUUUCAGAAGCAACCUGGCCACAAAUGAAAGCGCAACAAAGUGGCUCCC